AUGGAAGGUGGUAAUUCGGUGGUAAAAAUCUCCAGAUGGUUAGGAUUGGUGGUUUUGUUUUCCGUGGUUGUGGUCAGCGGGGGGGCUGACCCUAACGUGACCAGGACCUGUCCCAUCCACCUGAAGUCUCCCAUACAGAAUAUCGGCGUAAAGCCUGUUCUAUCAAAGGAGGAGACAGCCCUGUUGAUGCUAUUGGGAUUUGGGGGGUUCUCCAUCAUCCUCGCCCUCGUCCACAACAGCAUCCGGAAACACGUGUUCCAUGACGAGCAUAACCUUGACACGACCUUCGACGCCGGGGGCAACGUCAGCAUGUCCUUGACCGCUGUGACCGUGGCCUCUCAGCUGUUCUGGCCAGGUGAUAUUUUACACAGCGCCACCCUCACGACUAAGAAUGGCAUCGCAGGCCCGUUCUGGUACGCUGUGGGGAUCAUGUUCAACAUCUUUGUGUUUCCCAUCCUUUCCGUGCAGUUCAAGACUAAGGCCCCAGGUGCUAAAACGUAUCUCCAGAUCAUCAAAGCAAGAUUCGGCAAAAGAACACACACCGUGUUUUGCUUCUUCGCCAUCUUGACCAAUCUCGUCAUUACAAUUGGAGUUUUGUUGGCGGGCAAGGCGACCAUUCAGUCGUUAACCAAAGACGCAUCAGAUGAGUUUGUGGUCCUCAUAAUGGCGGCCUUAUUCGGGUCCUAUUCACUGAUUGGUGGGCUGGGCACGACCUUCUACGUCUCCUACUUCAACGCCUGCCUCGUCUUCAUCCUCUUCAUCGUCUUCGUCGUCAAGAUCCUACACAACAAAGACUCGGAGUUCGGGACGAUUGGAAAUACGGAGAAGAUGUUCCAGUCGAUAACAUGCAUCCACGGGCCGAACGACAAUGCUAAUAACAGUUUCCUGACGUUCAGGUCCUGGGGUGCCUUCAUGUACGGCAUCAUUGAGAUCUUCGUCUCGUCUGCUGUGACGUAUUGUGACCAGGCGUCCUGGCAGAGCAGAAUUGCCGCCAAACCAGUGCAGGGUGUGUGGGGAUUUAUCCUGGCCGGAUUUAUCUGGUUCUCUAUCCCAAAUGUCAUGGCGACCACUACAGGGAUGGCGUAUUUAGUGCUGAGUUCAGACAACGGCUCACACUUCUUGGACCCAGGACAGAUAGAUGAAGGCUUGGUGACGCCCCUAAUUGCUGAGAAAGUUCUAGGCUCAGCUGGUGGUAUCCUGAUCCUGACGAUGGGUGCCAUGGCUCUCAUGUCUACUGGGUCUGGAGAGGUCAUGGGUCUGUCAUCUGUCAUCGUGUAUGACAUCUUCCAGACAUACAUCAGGCCGUUCAGAGACAACCUCCAGCCCCACCACUGUGUCCUAUGCGGCAAGACCAGAAAAGGCCUCCAACAAUCCGCCAACAACUCACACCCGGACGGACACGAGCUCUGCGCAUGCGUGGACGCCUCAAACUGCGGCGUCUGCGCAGAGGACCUGUUGAAGGCUAGAAACACGAGCCAGUACUACCUCAAGCAGCCGUACGCUUGCGGCACUCACGGCAGAUUCCGGGAGUACAUGGACUUCCUGUUUGAGUUCAAGAACUGGUGUAUCGUCUGGGUGACGGUGUGCAUGGUGCCUCUGGGUCUGGUCGUCUUCCACUCUGGCAUCAACCUGAACUGGAUCUUCUACUCGGGGGCAACGGUCACCAUCCCAUGUUUUCCUCCUGUCGUCUUGUCCAUUAUAUGGGUCAAGGCCACGGGGAUAGGUCUUAUAGCUGGCAGCAUCAGUGGACUGAUUGGGGGCAUUGCGGCCACACUGGCCACGGCCACCACAUACCCGGGUGGCCUGGGCCACUUCCUGGAGAACACGGCCCAGGACUACACAAUACUGGCAGGCAACGUCACAGGGUUCGCUGUCAGUCUGUCAGUGUGUAUCAUAGGCUCGUUGCUGACACACAGGAUUAAAGGUCCCGCCGACGUGGAAUUUGAAUGGAUGAAGAUGUACGACAUCGACAACCCUCUACAGCCUUGGGAGUUACUGUACAGGGAGGAUAUGAAGGGCAUGCAAUACGAUGAGCGGCCAUCCUUCGACCAAAUGAACACCGCCUUUAGGAAAGCCAAGCUAACGGCGUACUUCGCCGGUGGCGCCAGUAUAUUUUUGUUCGCCAUUUUGAUCCCAGGUGUCAUGGCGGCCUACCCGGAUAUGAACCUGGCGAGGUUUGAGAUGUGGUUAAACUUCACUCAGUCGUGGGCUGUAAUAAUGGCGAUCAUCGUCGUGUUCCUGCCGCCAACAGAGGAGAUCAUUCGCAUCGUCAAACAAUGUCGCAAAAACCGCAGCCCCGGGGUGAACGCCAUCAAAAACGGCAUGGCCAGGGACGGGCAGAAAUGCCUGACCCUCGUCAAGUCCUCGUCUGCCCCGGAAGCCCACGAGCUGGUCGUCAAGGACGGGGUGGAGUACGCUGGAAGCAACAGCGACGUACUUCCGGUGGCGGUGUGAGCUUAUCUCCCCCUGAGUGUUCGUCAUGAAAGACUGGUUGCUCGCUUGAAUAUCGCGCGAACAUUAAAAAUCAGGACUUACAAAGGCCUCAGCGAAUAGGGUUUAAAUGAUGUGAUUUUUUUUUAA
Molecule: messenger RNA, 2580 nt
Organism: Physella acuta
Lineage: Eukaryota; Metazoa; Mollusca; Gastropoda; Physidae
Biological process (GO): urea transmembrane transport
Cellular component (GO): plasma membrane
Molecular function (GO): urea transmembrane transporter activity
Source: RefSeq, a predicted model, not a curated record